Messenger RNA from Maniola jurtina (meadow brown), 1166 nucleotides. RefSeq lists its product as uncharacterized. The record is from RefSeq and is a predicted model, not a curated record. The transcript has 5 exons. The coding region runs from base 283 to 762 and encodes 159 amino acids. NCBI's taxonomy places the organism in Eukaryota, Metazoa, Arthropoda, Insecta, Lepidoptera, Nymphalidae.
UUAGCAUGGUAGCAUGUCUGUUAUGUUUAUAAUCUUUGGAAAAGCGCGGUUGCGUCUUUAUCAAAACUGUAGCAGAAUCUGAUUGGUCUGUUUACAUUUGCUUGAGGAUUUCGGCCAAUAGUAAACCUGUAAAAAAUACUUUCAACCAAUAAGAAAACCAUGGAAGUUCCUUAUUUUCAGUUUCUUGUGUCCGUUGAAGUUAGAGCAUAGAAUUUUUAUUUUUUCCAUGUUUACGUGUAUUUAGGACAAUAGUGAAAUGAGUAAAAAGUGUAGUGUUUAAAUAUGAUAAUUAUUUACAUAGAUAUCUUAUUGUUAUCAAUUUUGCUACUCCUAAUUAUAUUUACAUGCGGAUAUUCAGCGUACCGUGUAUAUAGACUACAGCAGAAUGGACAGGUUGCUAUACUGCUAAGGCCUACGAAAGUGCUAUUUUCUCAUAAAAAAGAAGGAGCAACUAACGAACAGUUAAGAACUGUGGUAGCGUACCAAAAUCCUUUUACCGGGGAUUACUGUGUACAUAAGAGCCGAGAACCUAAAGGUUACAUCAACUCAAUGGAACCGGAUUCACCUGACAGCGGACUGUCUGAUGAUCAGUAUGAACCCCUGAAUCUGGUGCCACCAUGUCCACCUCCGAGGGAUACUCCGGGUCUACCAGUACAUGAGCCUUAUCAGUAUCGGGAGCCGUUUAAACCAUCCAUGACGCCGGUUUACGACAACAGCGUCAAUAAAACAUGGAAAUGGGACUACACCGAGUAUCAAAUCUAAAUUUAUUCGCUGAUGGAGAAGUUAUGGAUGUACCAGGAAGGCACAAAAAUACCUAACGCAUUAACUCGAGUCCUUAAUAAAACGAAGACAAAAGAACACUUAAACCUAACUAAAACUUAAAUAGUAACACUAAAAUAGUGUACACUAUUUAAGUAGGUAGUUCAACAUUAUACUAUCUCUAACUAAGACUUAGAGGGCUGAGAUCUUUAAAGUGUACUUUAAUUUAGCUCCACUAAUAUCUUCAACAUACAAGAAUAUUGGACCUGCGAUUGCCAUUCUGUUUUUGAAGUAACUCUAUUUUCACCAUUUUGGCGCAUUAUGGUCCAAAUGCACUUACGCUGCGCCGUGCAACGCAACGCGACGCGACGCGGCACGUCAAAUAUAGUUUAUAAUAUAAUAUGAGU